Penicillium arizonense is the source of this 558-nucleotide messenger RNA. RefSeq lists its product as uncharacterized. The record is from RefSeq and is a predicted model, not a curated record. Lineage: Eukaryota; Fungi; Ascomycota; Eurotiomycetes; Eurotiales; Aspergillaceae. The coding region runs from base 1 to 558 and encodes 185 amino acids. The transcript has a single exon.
AUGCACAUACAUCAACUACAACUACGCCCUUUAACGAUCUUAAUAUCGCUUCUCCUCUCCUCACUGCCAUUUUCACUCUCCCAGAGAACCCCGUCCGAAAACCUCGUCCUAGCCGAUUGUGGUAUCGGCCUCGGUGUCAAUGGCGGUUCGACCUCACGUGAAAUGAUCUACUAUCCAGGCGAUAUCUGGACAGGCAACGGCCUCGAAACGUACAGGCCCACAAUGAUGGUCAAUGUACCCUGGAGCGGGUCAUACCCCUGGGGUCAAGCCGGUGGUGUGUCCGCGAGGAUGCCGAAUGGCGACGUUUUCCAGGUUCAUAUCAAUCCCAGCAUCAAGGACCCGAUUGCUGCUGGAGACGCCUGGCACACGUAUGAGAUGAAUCGUCCCCUCAAGUGUUAUUCUUACCACUGGGAUAAGCUGUAUAAGCUCGACGACGGCAAGUGGUGCUCGAGCGCGUACGUGUGCAAUCACCGUGGGACGCCCUAUGUCAAACCCAACCCUGUCAAUCCUGCUCCUCCUGCUCCUCCUGCUCCUAAACCAGUUUGUGACGCGCUAUGA